Messenger RNA from Nematostella vectensis (starlet sea anemone), 2422 nucleotides. RefSeq lists its product as uncharacterized. Bases 719 to 2242 code for a protein of 507 amino acids. Lineage: Eukaryota; Metazoa; Cnidaria; Anthozoa; Actiniaria; Edwardsiidae. The record is from RefSeq and is a predicted model, not a curated record. The transcript has a single exon.
AAUACAUAGCAAACUUGCUUAACAUCCGAGACGAACGAAUACAGACUAAUUUCGCUACUUUAAACGCGUCAGGCCGCCAUAGCGCCGUAUGCUAAUCUCUCUAAUGUUAAGUUUCAUUUAAUACUUUCAUACCAUAGGUAUAUUUGUUCAUGCUGAUGACUUAAUCACUUGGCUCUUUCGAGUUAAUGCAUGGUCCUUUUCAAAUAAAACAAUUGCUCGCAUGGGAAUAUGGGAUACGGACAUCCUUUAUAUCAUUACCUCCUUCAUAAAAAUAUAUAGAAAUGCGACACAAUUCGGUGCAUAUUUUAUUUGACAUUACAUAGCAAACUUGUCCUUUUGAAAGAGGCAUCCUCUGAUCUUACCAUGCUGAAAGAUCCCCCGAUGAGUUUCCGACCGUCACCGACCAAUGCCAGUCACCUUCGGCAUGUUUCGCCUGAAUGGCUGUGUUGUUUUUCUUUUCCUUUAGAAAAAUCGUGUUGCGAUUAGUUCGAAACUGAACGUACAUAGAUAUCCUGGACCUGUAUGUCUCUUUACCGUUAAUAUAAGAGUUCUAUGAGUUUUUAGAGUACUAAGGUGCUAUUCGGAAUAGAUUCUGAAUGGAUUACUGUAUGGCAACUCCAGACAACGAGACAAAAGCAAUAUAUGUUUAUUCAAUUUCAAUAUGCAGAAAAUUAAAUUAUAAUUUAAGAUAAAGUCACAUGUCUCGAAGAAGCCUGUUAUGUCAUACACAGUCGCUUAUUCUACGAGCAUUGUGAAGCCUGUUGUGUCAUACACAGUCGCUUAUUCUACGAGCAUUGUGAAGUCUGUUCAAUUCUAUGCUGUGGCCAUGGAUUCCUACUAUUAUCACGGGACACCAUCCCUUUACUACACCGUAAAAAGCUGCUUGUAUUUUACCAUUGUCGCACUUUGCAGUCCACAUGUUCUGGGCCUCACUGUGCUUAUGUGGAUAGUCGGUAAAACCAAGGAGUUUUUCAGUGGUGAUCCGAAGAGACUUAGAAAGCUUCCAGAGGGACAGCGUCGCACCGUUCUGAUAGCGACUGGUCCAUUUUCGAAGACACUACAUGUAGCCAGGAUAUUAGCAAGAGCGGGACAUACAAUUAUUGUUGCAGACUUUGAGCCGCUUUAUUACACUGGCGUACAGUGGUCGAAAUACGUGGACCGAAUGGCUUACGUCCCAGGGAUUACUGAAGACCAAAAGACCGAACAAAGAUACAUUGAUGCCAUGGUCAAACUGGCGAUGGAUGAGAAUAUUGACUGGUUUAUUCCCGUAAGCCAUAUAGCGUCUGCUGUACCGAACACUCGUGUACAAGAGAUACUAUCGCGUGUGAGGCCCAACAUCAAGACGCUUAGUUUCGGAGACCAUGCGUUGGCGAAGUUGCUUGAUAAUAAGGUCACCUUCUCGGCAAAAUGCCGCGAGCUUGGGCUACCUGUGGCGGAUUUCCAUGUCGUGCACUGCGUUGAAGAUUUGCAGAAACUCAGAGAUGAAGGGAUUUUCAAGGACUCUCACUAUUUUAUGAAACCAGUAAUCACCGUCCCGUUUACACGUUAUAGGAGUGGCUUCACGCGCAUCCCUCAUGAUUUGAAAGCCUUCAAUAAUUACGCGGAGGAGAUCAGAGGACAGCUGACCCGCGAAGCUUUCUUUGUGUGCAAGUUUAUUUCCGGUCCCCAGUUCCUCUCGAAUGCGUUGUGCCGUGAAGGCCAGGUACUAGCAAUCCAAGUUGGCCCCUGCUCUAGUAUCCAUAUAGACUACGACGUCAUAAGUCACCCUGACAUCCGUGAUUGGACGAUGAGGUUCUGCUCCAAGAUGAACAUCACGGGGUUCCUGUGCUUCGACUUUAUUCAGGAUUCUCAGACGGGGCAGGUCUACUGCAUCGAAUGCAACCCAAGGCUUCACUCCUCCAUCGUCUCGUACGGCCAAGACCCGAGGCUUGCCUCUAUUAUCCAGGAAGUAUUAGAGCCAGGCAGCGUCCAGGAAGGUGUCUCGAUCCCGCUAGAGCCAGCCCUGGACACACCUCACGUGUACUGGUUAUACCAGGAAGUGUUCAGGCUCUGCUCUGGUCAAAUCGGUCCUGGGCACUUUGUCGAGAUAUUGUGGCACGGCCGUGAGGCAGUCUGGGAUGCGGAUGAUCCGUUGCCGUUCCUGAUGUUUUACACCGUUCAGCUGCUCUACCCUCUGGCGAAGUACAUCGUGUCUGGCAACCCGUGGGAACGGGUCAAUCCAUGUAUUGGUAUUAUCAAGUGAGCCUUGUUAUCGGCCAACCCGAGUCAAAAGGAAGACAGAGAAGUCUUUUAAGUGUUCUUGUAUAAUUUGUUGUACGGUAUUUUGCAACAACUGUAACAAGUAUCGUAUACAGCUAAAUUUGUCUCCGCUUUAGCUUCUUUAACGUAUAAUCCAUACAAUAAAUCGAUGUAUUCCCACUCA